Linnemannia hyalina is the source of this 456-nucleotide messenger RNA. The record is from the annotation of a GenBank genome assembly. NCBI's taxonomy places the organism in Eukaryota, Fungi, Mortierellomycota, Mortierellomycetes, Mortierellales, Mortierellaceae.
AUGGAGAACGAGAUUCAGCAAAAGUUGGCUCGCUACGAGUCAUUCGUCAACGAAGGGCUCAGGAAGGAUCUCAAGGACACCCUCGAUGCACGAGACGCCAUCUACGACCAGAUCUCUGAAUAUCUCAAGCUGGCGAAGGAUAUCGAGGUGAUCAAAGACAAUGGACUCAAUGAGAUGAAGACCCAGGUGGACCUUGGAUCCAACUUUUAUGUUCAAGCCAAGAUUCCGGAUACGAAACAUAUCUUUGUCAACGUCGGUUUCGGGUUCCAUGCAGAGUUGACUCUGGACGAAGCAUUGGAGUUUAUCAAGAAGAAGGAGGUGCAUCUGCAAAAGAAAGCUGAGGUGUUCACGGGAAAGGUAUCUCAAAUCCGCGCCCACAUCAAACUGGUGUUGGAGGCAAUGGCCGAGAUUAUGAAACUGGACAGGACGCCACGCCCAAGGAGUCUCAACGUUUGA